UAUAUUUUGUGUGAGCUUUUUAAGUGAAUUAAACACACGCCUUUAUUGCAUCAGUAGUGGGUGGUCGCUUACGGGAGAGGAAAAACAAUGAAAAAUUCUAUAAUUUCAAUCCCAAAGGUAGUCGUGGUCGGCUACAAGAGUGGUCGCCUGUGAGAGAGUUGUUUUUACAGAGUUUAUAUGGGAGACAAAACAGGAAAUUUAAAAUGUGGUCGCUUACGAGAGUGGGCGUUCAAAGAGAGUUCUAUCUCAUAAACCGUAACCUUCGGACUGCCAUGAAGAAUGAACAAAGCCUAUCGGGAGUGACGUCAUAGAUCAUUGAACCUAGACUGUCGAAGGGAGUAGACGUCUCGAACUCGGUUCUGACUAUUUUCCCUGUUUUAAGAUUAUGAGCGACCAAGAGGAUGUUAAUCCCUCAGCAGGGACUGAGGAAGAUGUUAAUCGAGCUAUCCUCUCGAAUAUUAAACUUCUAAAUGAAAAUAUGGCGCAUUUGAGCGACUACAUGACUGGUCGCGAAGAGGAACCUUACGAGGAACCUUAUUACGAAGAGAGCGAAUCCAUUGAUGAUUACUCUUCGGUCGUCUCUAUCCAAAAUGAUUUGGACAAAAUAUCAAAGGCUAACAACGCUGAGGACAUUGGAGAGGCGGCGAAAGAGAAUGUUUUAGCCAGUUAUUCAAGUCAGUUGGACUUGGAUAUUGAACACAAGGCACCGAAGGUUGGUGACGACAUUGCUAAUGUAGUAAACAAGCUUUGUUUACAUAGAAUAAGUGCAGAGCAGUGCAAGGCAAUAAUCAAACGUCAUCAUACACCAGAAAAUGUGAAAGUUCGCUUACCCAAAUGUGAGAACAGUAUUUGGACUCAAUUACCAACUCACACUAGAGCAAAUGAUGCAAAGUUACAAGCAACACAACAGAUGCUUCUUGCCACGAUUAAUUGUCAAUUAGAAGUAACAAACAAGUUGGUUGAUUCCAAAGCCUCAAAGGAUUUAUUGACUCCCGCUUUGGAUGGGCUAACAUUGGCUAUGACUGCCAACUAUGAGAUAAACCAGCGUCGUAGAGAUGCAAUCAAGCCACAGUUUAAGACAGAAUUUGCCAAGGGACUAUGUUCCUCUACUAACCCUGCUGAUGAAUUCCUCUUUGGAGGAGAUACAACAAAGCGUGUCAAGGAGAUUGCUGAGUUACAGAAAAGCAAAGUUUGCAAAGGCCAGCCUGGGAGAGCAGCUUUUCGUGGCCGAAAUCGAUAUAUGGCGAAAGAUUUDGUAAACGAGUUAGAUUACGUGCCAUACACCGUGCAGGUGAGACUUGCUUGA
Messenger RNA from Exaiptasia diaphana, 1306 nucleotides. RefSeq lists its product as uncharacterized. The transcript is spliced from 3 exons. The record is from RefSeq and is a predicted model, not a curated record. Lineage: Eukaryota; Metazoa; Cnidaria; Anthozoa; Actiniaria; Aiptasiidae. Bases 386 to 1306 code for a protein of 306 amino acids.